GUCGUCUAGCCUCUGGUUCAGUCCUACAGGCAGUGGCUUCUGAAGAACUACAACUUCCGAGAGCACACCGCAGCUACGGGUGAAAAGGCUUCGGGAGAAGCAAAAGGCAGCGGCGGCAGAUGUGCAGGGCGGCGGAGGACGUGGUACAUAACACGGAGCGCUGCUGAGGGGGCGACGCUGUUUUCUCCUAGCCGUUGGCUGCGGGAGACUGGUGACCGGCCGGCUCCGUUGGAAGAGGCGGGGCUUGCACAAGCGGUCAUUGUAAAAGGGAGGCGUCGCACGCUUGGAUUAUAUGUUCAAGGAAGCUGGACGAGUGGGAAUAGCUGUGAGACCCAGCAUUUCAUGACUUAACACUUUCUUACAAGGCACCUGAAGAAGGAAUGGCAGAGAAAGUGAACAACUUCCCCCCACUUCCUAAAUUUAUCCCGCUGAAACCGUGCUUUUACCAGAACUUCACUGAUGAAAUCCCAAUUGAUUAUCAGACUCUGGUGAGGAGGAUCUAUCGCUUGUGGAUAUUUUACUGCAUCACCUUGGGUGUUAACCUGAUUGCUUGCCUGGCUUGGUGGAUCGGUGGUGGAAGUGGUUCCAAUUUUGGCUUGGCAAUCCUUUGGCUUGUCCUCUUCAGCCCCUGUAGUUAUGUCUGCUGGUUCCGGCCAGUCUACAAAGCCUUCCGGUCAGACAGCUCUUUUAAUUUCAUGGCAUUCUUCUUCAUUUUUGGAAUCCAGUUUCUCCUGACAGUCAUCCAGGCAAUUGGUUUCGGUAAUUGGGGAGCAUGCGGGUGGAUGGCUGCCGUACUUUUCUUCAGCACCAGUGUUGGGGCUGGUGUGGUCAUGCUGUUCCCAGCAAUUAUGUUCACCUUGUGCGCUAUUGGGAUGUUUAUAUGUCUCAUCCGGGUUCACCGGAUCUACCGUAGUGGGGGUGGAAGCUUUCAGAAAGCCCAGACCGAAUGGCAGAGCGGAUUGUGGAGAGAUCCUCCAAGCAGAGAAGCCCAGCACAGCAACUUUUCAGGAAACAGCCUCCCUGAGUAUCCAACUGUCCCCAAUUAUGGAAAUCCCUGGUCCUGAUCCUGGCUGCUUGGGCUGUUCAAGUAGUUUGGUUUGAGUCGUUGCAAGAAACACAUUACAAUCCUCAUUUGCUUUCUCUCUCUCUCUCUCUCUCCCUCUCUCUCUCUGCCUCCCUUUCUCUCUCUUUUUCUUUUGAGGGGUGGUGCUCUUUCUUCCCCCAGCCAUGUUUUUAUUUGUGAUUCUCCUUUUGGAUGGCAACCGCUUGUGCCAAGACAUGGCUGUUGCCCCUGUUUGACUAGCCCUAUCUUUCCUGAGAGGAAUCCCCUUCUCUACCCCAGCCUAUAUCACUGUUGCCAAUGGAUGCACAAGGAACAGGAUAAACUGCCAUUUCUAUUCGACUGCCUCUUCGUUUUGAGAGAGCAGCAGUUCACUGCCAGGGUCCCCUGAAGAUUUUGGGAAGAUGGCUUAAACUUCUCCCACCUUUUCCCUGCUUUCGGUUUGUUGGUGUGCUAAUGCUGGCUCCUCAUGUCUUUGGGGAUCCUGCAGCUCUAGAGGUUGUUGUGAAAGGAAAUACGGGAUAGGCGCAGAGAGCAGAUCGUUCAUUACGACAACUAUUUUUGAUGGUUGCUGCUGCCAGAGCAGGAGUUGCGUAACAGAAUCCUUCUCCCAGGAAGACAGUUCCUGGAAAUAGAAAGUUAGCAGCACAGUGAAUGUUCUAGCCUAGCCUUCCCUCUGAACUGCUAGCUUUCUGUAUUGGAGAACUGUAUUCCGGGGGUGGGGGUGUUCAAAUAUGGCCCCUGCUUUCCCAAAAUAGGAGCCAUUUUCCUGGAAGCUUUGAUCUGUUAAUGAUUUUGCCAAGAUAGGACUUUGUUUUGUUUGGAAUAUGUUGCUUUAUGCUGUUUUUCCCCACUGCUGGCUAUUAACUUGCUUGCUAAAAUAGAAACUUUGAAGAUGAUGCCUAUAAUCUCCCCAAGCGUUUUUUUUUUUUUUUAAAGUCUUUUGCUGGUCCAUGCCUGUCCCUCUGGGAAAAAAUAUUCCCAUAGUUGAACCACAGAAUUCUUUUCAUUUCUGGUCCUGGCAGAUCUAGUUCUGUUGAGACUUUCUGCUUCACCCCAUGGUGGAUGGGUGAGAAUCUGCAGAACGUCAAAACCCAGAGUCAGGCUGCAUCUACAGCUAUUUGUUUCCUCAGAUUCUUUGGGGAUGUAUAGUAGCCGCUGAGUGCAAGGAGCCUUUAUAUUUGUCUACAGCAGUGUUUCUCAACCUUGGGAACUUUAAGAUGUGUGGACUUCAA
Messenger RNA from Python bivittatus (Burmese python), 2295 nucleotides. RefSeq names its product secretory carrier membrane protein 4 (gene SCAMP4). The record is from RefSeq and is a predicted model, not a curated record. Gene Ontology annotation, biological process: protein transport. Lineage: Eukaryota; Metazoa; Chordata; Lepidosauria; Squamata; Pythonidae. Gene Ontology annotation, cellular component: trans-Golgi network membrane; recycling endosome membrane.